GCUCGUCAGCCUAAAAUCGCGCCUGCGCGCUGCGUUUCUUCCUUUCUGUGCUCCGAGCCACUUUGCGGAGAUAUGGCUAAACGGACCAAGAAGGUCGGGAUCGUCGGUAAAUAUGGGACGCGUUAUGGUGCCUCGCUCAGGAAAAUGGUGAAGAAAAUUGAAAUCAGCCAACAUGCCAAGUACACUUGCUCGUUCUGCGGCAAAACCAAGAUGAAGAGACGGGCAGUGGGGAUCUGGCACUGUGGUUCCUGCAUGAAAACGGUAGCUGGCGGUGCCUGGACCUACAAUACCACCUCUGCAGUCACGGUAAAGUCUGCCAUCAGAAGACUGAAGGAAUUGAAAGACCAGUAGAAGCUCUACCAUUGGAAACAUCUCUAGCCUGUAAUAAAUGGGUUCAUUUAUGUAA
Orycteropus afer afer is the source of this 406-nucleotide messenger RNA. NCBI's taxonomy places the organism in Eukaryota, Metazoa, Chordata, Mammalia, Tubulidentata, Orycteropodidae. The record is from RefSeq and is a predicted model, not a curated record.